UGGGAGUAGGGGUGUGCAGCAGGCUCGUCCCGCCCCCUCCUCUGAGUGACAGGAGCGUGGACAGCAACAUUUCCAGCCGGACACAUAGUUUGUUGGCCCUUGCGUUGGCUGAGCUGAGGUUAAGAAAAAGCAACCAAGAGUAUUAUUAUUGGUAUCUGGAGUUGAAUUUGCCAGGAAUGCGAGCACAGCUUCCUCAGUAAAGAUCUUGCCUUUGGAAACAUUUUACCCCUUGACAUCUCUCCAGAGUUAAGACUUGGCAGCCUCAAGGACACAACACAAGCAGGCAUUUUGGAGAUCAAAGAUGGGGAGAAAAGAUGCCUCCACUAUAAAACUUCCUGUUGAUCAGUACAGAAAGCAAAUUGGUAAACAGGAUUAUAAAAAAAACAAACCUAUUUUACGAGCAACCAAAUUAAAAGCAGAAGCAAAGAAAACAGCAAUAGGCAUAAAGGAAGUUGGCCUUCUACUUGCAGCUAUAUUGGCCCUCCUACUGGCUUUCUAUGCUUUCUUUUAUCUCAGACUGUCCACAGAUGUCGACCCUGAUCUGGAACCAGAUGAAGAUUAGUUGAGCAGCAAUCAAUGCAUGAAAAGGAUAUAAUUUUAUAAAAGCACCUCUAGGGACCAAUACUUUCUGAAGUACUGAGACAGCAAGAUCUUGAUUUUUUUCUGCUGGUAUUUUCAGUUUGUAGAAAUAUCUUUUAAAAUGUUGCAUAGGAUAUCAAGAAAAGAACCUUACCUAGUAAUGUAGUAUGUGUGCUACCAGAUACUUUUAUAAAUCUUUCUACUUUGACAGGCAACCUAUUCAUGGUACAUUUAGAUAAAGUGAAAAACAGAUCCUAAAUUCUUCAGAUGUCUUAGGCAAUUUAUGUGUAUAACUCCAUCACUUACAGAUUACUAAAUCUAUUUUUGUUCCAUAUACAUUCUAAGUAAAAGUAUAUAUCCUCAUUUACAGAAACAUUCUCUAGUCACAUUCAGAGCCUAAGAAGGAAUGAAAAGUCAUGGGAAAUUUUUCAUUUUACCGAGAAGCCCUGCUUUCUUUCCAGACGUAGUUUAUAUCAUUAGAGAGACAAUCUGCACAUACAUCUACAGUAAUCUUUUUCCUUCUUUGCCAACUGUUCAGUGCACAUGUGCUCCAUCAGAAAUGGCACCUGGAUGACAGAAGCUCAAAGAGUCACAUAUGUCUCUAAAAUAGAGUUGCUUUCCUCUUGGGCUGUCUGAACUGGUGUAAAUAGAAAGUUCAGUUGAUCUUGAUUUUAAUUAACUUAUUACUCUAUUAAUAUAAACUUGGAAUUCUAUUUUAAUUAUGUUGUCCUGGCUGCUUGCAGUAUCAGUUUGCCCUUCUUGUUAAGGAGAUAUGUAGCAAUCUGUUGUCUAAUUGUGCAGUCUUUUUCACACAAGGGUAAUAGCAGAAGUCCUACCUACUCAGAGUCAUUUUCUUGGGUUGUCUCUUAUAUCUGAACAAUACAAACUUGUUUUACAAAAUUGUAUUUUGUCUCUUGGGAAUUAAAUCAAUUAAGUCAUUUUCUUGGGUUGUCUCUUAUAUCUGAACAA
Molecule: messenger RNA, 1548 nt
Organism: Eubalaena glacialis (North Atlantic right whale)
Lineage: Eukaryota; Metazoa; Chordata; Mammalia; Artiodactyla; Balaenidae
Gene: TRIQK
Product: triple QxxK/R motif containing
Exons: 5
Coding region: 302-562 (86 amino acids)
Cellular component (GO): endoplasmic reticulum membrane
Source: RefSeq, a predicted model, not a curated record